Messenger RNA from Salvelinus fontinalis (brook trout), 8619 nucleotides. RefSeq names its product copine IVb (gene cpne4b). Gene Ontology annotation, cellular component: plasma membrane. NCBI's taxonomy places the organism in Eukaryota, Metazoa, Chordata, Actinopteri, Salmoniformes, Salmonidae. The record is from RefSeq and is a predicted model, not a curated record. Bases 429 to 2321 code for a protein of 630 amino acids. Gene Ontology annotation, molecular function: calcium-dependent phospholipid binding. The transcript has 15 exons. Gene Ontology annotation, biological process: cellular response to calcium ion.
UCUUCCUCCAUCUCUCUCUCUCUCUCUCUCGCUCCCUCUGCCGUUUCUCUCCCUCUCUGUCUCUCUGCGCCUGACUCGACAAGAAAAUAAAAGCUGACUUUUGCCACAGUACACACACACACACACACUCUCUCUCUCUCUCUCUCUCUCUCUUUCUCUCGUUCUCUCUCUUUCUUUCUCUCUCUCUCAUUCUCUCUCUUUCUCUCUCGCACUCGUUCAACUCGCAUCCACAGAAGUAGUUUCUUUCCUCUGAGAGUUUAAAGCUUCUUAGUAAAGACCAGAAGACCAGAAACAAACUCUUUGAGUGGUUUAUCAGGAGAAUGCAGUUAGAUGUCUCUAAAUCCUAAACAAUCUGCUCCCCUUAUGUGGCUGGACUUGUGAAGAAACAAAGGAGAGGUCUAUUUUGGUUUAGUUGCAAUUUUUUCCCUAUGAUUAACAAUUCAAGAGUUUUGCUGAACAGGCUGACAAAGAGAAUUCAUAGCUCCAGGCUUUUAGUCUUCUUACUAACUGUUAGGCCUAACUGGUGGAUGUGUCUCCAGAGAUUCUCCCAGUGGGGACCUGAAACGAUUGCUGUCCACUGCCAUGUGGUGCUGAGCUUGAGAAUGAUGAUGUCGCUGUCCGCUUCAAUGGUGCUGAAUUGUCAACAUUACCGCUUGUUUGUUUACAAUAAUCACCAUUGGAUAUUUUACUUGUGUGACAACUUUAAAGUGUGUUUGUGUGUAUGCGUGUGUGCGUGCAUGCCUGCGUGUGUGCCUUUGUGUGUGUGUGUGUGUGUGCGUGAGUGUGUGUACGUGCGUGUGUGUGUGCGCGUGGGCGUGUGUGUGCAGGUGGACCGUACAGAGGUGAUCCGUAGCAGUAUCAAUCCAGUGUUUUCCAAGGUGUUUCUGGUUGACUUCUACUUUGAGGAGGUUCAGCGUCUUCGCUAUGAGCUACAUGACAUCAGCUCAGCUCACAAUGGACUCAGAGACACAGACUUCCUCGGAGCUAUGGAGUGCACGUUGGGACAAAUCGUGUCCCAGAGGAAACUGUCCAAAGCGUUACUUAAACAGGGAAACACUACCAGCAAGUCCUCCAUCACAGUAACAUCAGAGGAGUUAUCAGGUAAUGAUGACUACGUAGAACUCUCCUUCAGCGCUCGCAAACUAGACGACAAGGAUUUCUUCAGUAAAUCAGAUCCGUUUUUGGAAAUCUUCAGAAUAAAUGACGAUGGCAGCGGAUCACUAGUUCACAGAACUGAGACGGUGAUGAACGACCUCAGCCCGGUGUGGAAGUCAUUCAAGGUCUCUCUCAACACACUAUGUAGCGGAGACCAUGACCGCCAACUAAAGUGCACAGUGUAUGAUUGGGACUCCAAUGGGAAGCACGACUUCAUUGGAGAGUUCCAGACCACCUAUAAGGAGAUACGCACAGACCUGGAAGGGAGACAGAUGCAAUGGGACUGUAUAAACCCUAAGUACCAGGUGAAGAAGAAAAACUACAGAAACUCUGGUGUCGUCGUCCUCAACCACUGUAAGAUCAUCAAGAUGUAUUCUUUCCUGGACUACAUCAUGGGAGGCUGUCAGAUCCAGUUCACAGUGGCCAUAGACUUUACAGCAUCAAACGGAGACCCUGGGAACAGCUGUUCUCUCCACUACAUCCAUCCGUACCAGCCCAAUGAGUACCUGAAAGCCCUGGUGGCUGUGGGAGAAAUAUGUCAAGACUACGACAGUGACAAGAUGUUUCCAGUUUUUGGGUUUGGAGCUCAGAUCCCACCUGACUUCAAGGUGUCACACGAUUUUGCCGUGAACUUUGAUGAAGACAAUCCGGAAUGUCCCGGUAUCCAGGGUGUGGUAGAAGCCUACCAGGGCUGUCUUCCUAAGAUCCAGCUGUACGGACCGACCAACAUCGCUCCCAUCAUACAGAAAGUUGCUUCUUCUGCCUCAGAGGAGAUGCACACCAUGGAAGCUAUGGAGUAUUUCAUCCUGUUGAUCCUAACAGAUGGAGUGAUAACAGACAUGGCUGACACUAGAGAAGCUAUAGUACAUGCUUCCCACCUACCCAUGUCUGUCAUCAUAGUAGGAGUGGGAAACGCUGACUUCAGUGACAUGCAGAUGCUGGACGGAGACGAUGGAAUACUCAGGUCCCCAAAAGGAGAACCUGUUCUCAGAGACAUUGUCCAGUUUGUUCCCUUCAAAGACUUCAAACACGCAUCCCCGGCUGCGCUAGCUAAGAGUGUGCUAGCAGAGGUGCCCAAUCAGGUGGUGGAUUACUACAAUGCCAAAGGAAUCCAUCCCAAAUGUCUGUCUGACUACUACGAAUCUACCAGACCCUUCAGCCCCUGACCACACACAUACACACGUAUUAAUCACACACACAUUAAACACACACACAUACACACACGUUAUAAACACAAACUAAUACAUACUCACCCAUACACACACCCUGCAUACAGUAGUGUAGCUCAGAGAAGUAGUUUGGUGGGUUUAACUAUCAAUCAAUCAAAUGUGUUUAGAAAGGCUGGAACCUAGGAAGAAACCUGGAGAGGAACCAGGCUAUGAAGGGUGGCCAGUCCUCUUCUGGCUGUGCCGGGUAGAGAGGAAGCAGGUUAUGAGGGGUGGCCAGUCCUCUUCUGGCUGUGCCGGGUAGAGAGGAAGCAGGUUAUGAGAGGUGGCCAGUCCUCUUCUGGCUGUGCGGGUGGAGAUUAUAACGAUCAUUCAGAGUAUCUCUACUGCUCCUGCUGUCUCUAGAGAGUUGAAAACAGCAGGUCUGGGACAAGGUGGCGCGUCUGGUGAACAGGUCAGGGUUCCAUAGCCGCAGGCAGAAGAGUUGAAACUGGAGCAGCAGCACGACAAGGUGGACUGGGAACAGCAAGGAGUCAUCAGGCCAGGUAGUCCUGAGGCAGGAGAGGGAGAAGGAGAGGGAGAGGGAGAGAAAGAGAGAGAAUUAGAGAGAGCAUACUUAAAUUCACACAGGACACCAGAUAAGACAGGAGAAAUACUCCAGAUAUAACAAACUGACCCUAGCCCCCCGACACAUAAACUACUGCAGCAUAAAUACUGGAGGCUGAGACAGGAGGGGUCAGGAGACACUGUGGCCCCAUCCAAUGAUACCCCCGGACAGGGCCAAACAGGAAGGAUAUAACCCCACCCACUUUGCCAAAGCACAGCCCCCACACUACUAGAGGGAUAUCUUCAACCACCAACUUACUAUCCUGAGACAAGACCGAGUAUAGCCCAUGAAGAUCUGUCCCACGCCACAACCCAAGGGGGGGGGGCCAACCCAGACAGGAAGAUCACGUCAGUGACUAAACCCACUCAAGUGACGCACCCCUCCUAGGGACAGCAUGGAAAAGCACCAGUAAGCCAGUGACUCAGCCCCUGUAAUAGGGUUAGAGGCAGUGAAUCCCAGUGGAGAGCGGGGAACCGGCCAGGCAGAGACAGCAAGAGCGGUUCGUUGCUCCAGUGCCUUUCCGUUCACCUUCACACUACUGGGCCAGACUACACUCAAUCAUAGGACCUACUGAAGAGAUGAGUCUUCAGUAAAGACUUAAAUUUCGAGACCGAGUCUGUGUCUCUCACAUGGGUAGGCAGACCAUAACAUAAAAACGGAGCUCUAUAGGAGAAAGCCCUGCCUCCAGCUGUUUGCUUAGAAAUUCUAGGGACAGUAAGGAAGCCUGCGUCUUGUGUAGGUAUGUACGGCAGGACCAAAUCGGAAAGAUAGGUUGGAGCAAGCCCAUGUAAUGCUUUGUAGGUUAGCAGUAAAACCUUGAAAUCAGCCCUUGCCUUCACAGGAAGCCAGUGUAGAGAGGCUAGCACUGGAGUAAUAUGAUCACAUUUUUUGUUUUCUAGUCAAUUCUAGCAGCCGUGUUUAGUGCCAACUGAAGUUUAUUUAGUGCUUUAUCCGGGUAGCCGGAGAGUAGAGCAUUGCAGUAAUCUAACCUAGAAGUGACAAAAGCAUGGAUACAUUUUUCUGCAUAAUUUUUGGACAGAAAGUUUCUGAUUUUUGCAAUGUUGCGUAGAUGGAAAAAAGCUGUCCUUGAAACAGUGUCACGGUCGUCGUAAGAAGCGGACCAAAGCGCAGCGUGGUUUGAAUACAUUCUUCUAUAUUUAAUGAAGAACACUUAAACAAAAACAACAAAACGAAUAAGACGAACGUGACCUCUAUAUAAACACUGUGCUAACAUGCAACAUAACAUAGACAAUCACCCACAAACCCCAACAGAAAACAGGCUACCUAAAUAUGGUUCCCAAUCAAAGACAAUGAAUGACAGCUGCCUCUGAUUGAGAACCAUAUCAGGCCAAACGAGAAAACCCCACAUAGAAACAGACAACAUAGAUAAUACCCACCCAACUCACGUCCUGACCAACUAAAUAAAGACUAAACAAAGGAAAUAACGUCAGAAACGUGACAAACAGUCUUGAUAUGUUCGUCAAAAGAGAGAUCAGGGUCCAGAGUAACACCAAGGUCCUUCACAGUUUUAUUUGAGACGAAUGUACAACCAUCAAGAUUAAUUGUCAUAUUCAACAGAAGAUCUCUUUGUUUCUUGGGACCUAGAACAAGCAUCUCUGUUUUGUCCGAGUUUAAAAGUAGAACAUUUGCCGCCAUCCACUUCCUUAUGUCUGAAACACAGGCUUCCAUGGAGGGCAAUUUUGGGGCUUCACUAUGUUUCAUCAAAAUGUACAGCUGUGUGUCUUCCGCAUAGCAGUGAAAGUUAACAUUAUGUUUCCGAAUGACAUCACCAAGAGGUAAAUUAUAUAGUGAAAACAAUAGUGGUCCUAAAACGGAGCCUUGAGGAACACCGACAUUUACAGUUGAUUUGUCAGAGGACAAACCAUCCACAGAGACAAACUGAUAUCUUUCCAACAGAUAAGAUCUAAACCAGGCCAGAACUUGUCCGUGUAGACCAAUUUGGGUUUCCAAUCUCUCCAAAAGAAUGUGGUGAUCGAUGGUAUCAAAAGCAGCACUAAGGUCUAGGAGCACAAGGACUGAUGCAGAGCCUCGGUCUGACGCCAUUAAAAGGUAAUUUACCACCUUUACAAGUGCAGUCUCAGUGCUGUGAUGGGGUCUAAAACCAGACUGAAGCUUUUCGUAUACAUUGUUUGUCUUCAGGAAGACAGUGAGUUUCUGCGUAACAGCUUUUUCUAAAAUGUUUGAGAGGAAUGGGAGAUUCUAUAUUGGCCAAUAGUUUUUUUUAUUUCAUGGUCAAGGUUUGGCUUUUUCAGGAGAGGCUUUAUUACUGCCACCUUUAGGAAGUUUGGUACACAUCCUGUGGAUAGAGAGACAUUUAUUAUGUUCAACAUAGGAUGGCCAAGCACAGGAAGCAGCUCUUUCAGUAGUUUAGUUGGAAUAAGGUCCAGUAUGCAGCUUGAAGGUUUAGAGGCCAUGAUUAUUUUCAUCAAUGUUUCAAGAGAUAUAGCAUUAAAAAACGUGUGUGUCUCCCUUGAUCCUAUGUCCUGGCAGAGUUGUGCAGACUCAGGACAACUGAGCUUUGGAGGAAUACACAGAUUUAAAGAGGAGUCCGUAAUUUGCUUCCUAAUGAUCAUGAUCUUUUCGUCAAAGAAGAUCAUGAAUUUAUCACUGCUGAAGUGAAAGCCUCUCUUGGGGAAUGCUGCUUUUUAGUUAACUUCGCAACCGUAUCAAAAAUACAUUUUGGAUUGUUCUUAUUUUCCUCAAUUAACUUGGAAAAAUAGGAUGAUCGAGCAGCAGUGAGGGCUCUUCGAAACUGCACGGUACUGUCUUUCCAAGCUAGUCGGAAGACUUCCAGUUUGCUGUAGCGCCAUUUCCGUUCCAAUUUUCUGGAAGAAUGCUUCAGAGCUCGGGUAUUUUCUGUAUACCAGGGAGCUAGUUUCUUAUGAGAAAUGUUUUUCGUUUUUAGGGUUGCGACUGCAUCUAGGGUAUUACGCAAGGUUGAAUUGAUUUCCUCAGUUAGGUGGUUAUCUGAUUUUUGUCCUCUGACGUCCUUGGGUAGGCAGAGGGAUUCUGGAAGGGCAUCUAGGAAUCUUUGGGUUGUCUCAGAAUUUAUGGCAGGGCUUUUGAUGAUCCUUGGUUGGGGUCUGAGCAGAUUAUUUGUUGCGAUUGCAAACGUAAUAAAAUGGUGGUCCGAUAGUCCAGGAUUAUGAGUAAAAACAUUAAGAUCCACAACAUUUAUUCCACGGGACAAAACUAGGUCCAGAAUAUGACUGUGGCAGUGAGUAGGUCCGGAGACAUGUUGGACAAAACCCGAUGAUGGCUCCGAAAGCCUUUUGGAGUGGGUCUGUGGACUUUCCCAUGUGAAUAUUAAAAUGUUGAAUAUUGUCAGCCAUGACUACAAGGUAGGAAUUCAGGGAACUCAGUGAGGCACACUGUAUAUGGCCCAGGAGGCCUGUAAACAGUAGCUAUAAAAAGUGACUGAGUAGGCUGCAUAGAUUACAUGACUAGAAGCUCAUAAGAUGAAAACGCAGUCUUUUUUCUUUUGUAAAUUGAAAUUUGCUAUCGUGAAUGUUAGCAACACCUCCGCCUUUGCGGGAUGCGCUGGGGAUAUGGUCACUAGUGUAACCAGGAGGUGAGGCCUCAUUUAACACAGUAAAUUCAUCAGGCUUAAGCCAUGUUUCAGUCAGGCCAAUCACAUCAAGAUUAUGAUCAGUGAUUAGUUAAUUGACUAUAACUACCUUGGAAGUGAGGGAUCUAAUAUUAAGUAGCCCUAUUUUGAGAUGUGAGAUAUCACAAUCUCUUUCAAUAAUGACAGGAAUGGAGGAGGUCUUUAUUCCAGUGAGAUUGCUAAGGUGAACACUGCCAUGUUUAGUUUUGCCCAACCUAGGUCGAGGCACAGACACGGUCUCAAUGGGGAUAGCUGAGCUGACUACACUGUCUGUGCUAGUGGCAGACUCCACUAAACUGGCAGGCUGGCUAACAGCCUGCUGCCUGGCCUGCACCCUAUCUCAUUGUGGAGCUAGGGGAGUUAGAGCCCUGUCUAUGUUCGUAGAUAAGAUGAGAGCACCCCUCCAGCUAGGAUGGAGUCCGUCACUCCUCAGCAGGCCAGGCUUGGUCCUGUUUGUGGGUGAGUCCCAGAAAGAGGGCCAAUUAUCUACAAAUUCUAUCUUUUGGGAGGAGCAAAAACCGUUUUCAACCAGCGAUUGAGUUGUGAGACGCUGCAGAGCUCAUCACUCCCCCUAACUGGGAGGGGGCCAGAGACAAUUACUCCAUGCCGACACAUCUUUCUAGCUGAUUUACACGCUGAAGCUAUGUUGCGCUUGGUGACCUCUGACUGUUUCAUCCUAACAUCGUUGGUGCUGAAGUGGAUAACAAUAUCCAUAUACUCUCUACACUCGCCAGUUUUAGCCUUAGCCAGCAUCAUCUUCAGAUUAGCCUUAACGUCGGUAGCCCUGCCCCCUGGUAAACAGUGUAUGAUCGCUGGAUGAUUCGUUUUAAGUCUAAUACUGCGGGUAAUGGAGUCGCCAAUGACUAUGGUUUUCAAUUUGUCAGAGCUAAUGGUGGGAGGCUUCGGCGUCUCAGACCCCGUAACGGGAGGAGGAGAGACCAGAGAAGGCUCGGCCUCUGACUCCAACCCGUUGCUUAAUGGGGAGAACCGGUUUAAAGUUUCUGUAGGCUGAAUGAGCGACACCGGUUGAGCAUUCCUACAUCAUUUCCCUCCAGAAGCCAUGAGAAAAUUGUCCAGCUGUGUGGACUGUGCUAGGGGAUUUAUACUACUAUCUGAACUUAUUGGUGGCACAUACGCUGUUUCAUCCUUUCCUACACUUAAAUUACCCUUGCCUAACGAUUGCGUCUGAGGCUGGGCUUGCAGCACAGCUAUCCUCGCCAUAAGGUGAUCGUUCUCCUGUAUAUUAUGAGUACAGCGACUGCAAUUAGAAGGCAUAAUGUUAAUGUUAAUACUUAGCUUCGGCUGGUGGAGGUCCUGACGAAGCACGUCCGGGAUGAAAAAGUUGAAUGAAUAAAGUUGAGUGAGGGAAGAAAAAAAAAAACGUUAAUUAAAAAGUAAAAACUGUAAAGUUGGCAGGUAGCAAAGGAAGGUUAGCAACAAACUGCACAGCAGCACAUUAACAAGUCACAAGUUGUGACCGGAAAUUACGUCAUAGUGUAUUACAUAGUGUAUUACUGCAUGCUAGCCCAAUGAGUUUUAUAUCUUACAUUAUAUCACAUAGUCUGUGUGUAUAUACAUAACAACAAACAUACACACAAACAUAUACACUUGUUGACACACACACACACACCUUUUAAAGGUGACUUUUAAGAUUUGAACAUUAUUACAUACAGCAUAGGCUAAAUAGAGAUUAGUAAGAGACUUACCUUAUAAUAACAUACAGUAUUACUCCAUUGUCUAGGGUUUUGGUAACAUAGAAGACUUUGUAAACAAAUAAUGUAUAGCUUCAAAUCAUGUUUAGAGUGGUGUUGCUCUCAUGGAAUGUAAUUCCUUCAGCACUAAUGAUAUAUUUCAUAUAGAAUGAAAUGCUAUUUGCAUGUAAAAAUGUCAUUGGAUGAAUGUUCUCUGUUGUUUACGUUGGUGGCCCACUCUUUGAUGGUAUGCACAUCUUACAGAGUGUGGCUUUUAAGGGGUUAGGGUUGUAUACUGUAAGCUGUGUUAUAUACUUCCUUUUCUACAGGUUUGUUGAGAGUUUGCUAAAUAAAUAGAUCAUUACAAUUGUA